This is a messenger RNA of Hipposideros armiger (great roundleaf bat), 2750 nucleotides long. It is a transcript of the gene MYADM, whose product is annotated as myeloid associated differentiation marker. The transcript is spliced from 3 exons. Lineage: Eukaryota; Metazoa; Chordata; Mammalia; Chiroptera; Hipposideridae. Gene Ontology annotation, cellular component: plasma membrane; cell-cell junction. The coding region runs from base 402 to 1373 and encodes 323 amino acids. The record is from RefSeq and is a predicted model, not a curated record.
GCCGCCUCCGGGUCCCAGCCACAUUCCAGAUGGCUGGGCUGACUUGAAGUCCUUAUAAGGCUGGGAGAUGCGCGCCCGCCUGGCCUCCCGCCCCCGUAGCCUCCGCCCAGGGCCCUCCCGCCCGCCACGCCGCUGCCGACGGGCGAGGGUAAGGUUAAGAUCACACACGCCCACGCCGGCCCGAGGGGCAUGCGCUUUCGCCGCGCAGCCGUUGUUUCGGCCUCCGCAGUUAGGGGACCAGGAGAGGGGGCGGGGCUGCCCUGGGGUCACCUCCCGGACCUGCCCCCGAUUGAGAGGCGCGCCCAGCCUGCGGAGUCUCCAGGCGGGUUCUGGGUUUCUGACUUCAUCUGCUUCCACAUCCGGAUCUUUCUCCGUCGGGGUCCUCAGCUAAGACCACUGCCAUGCCGGUGACGGUGACCCGCACGACCAUCACGACCACCACCACGUCAUCAUCCUCAGGCCUGGGCUCCCCGACCAUUCUGGGGUCCCCUCGGGCACUGACUCAGCCCCUGGGCCUCCUCCGCCUACUACAGCUGGUUUCCACCUGUGUGGCCUUCUCACUGGUGGCCAGCGUGAACGCUUAUAAUGGGUUCAUGGGGAACUGGUGCAUGUUCGCCUGGUGCUUUUGUUUUGCUGUGACCCUCCUCAUUAUCAUCGUGGAGGUCGGUGGGCUCCAGCCACGCUUCCCACUGUCCUGGCGCAACUUCCCCAUCACCUACGCCUGCUACGCCGCCCUCUUCUGCCUCUCGGCCUCCGUCAUCUACCCCAGCACCUACGUCCAGUUCAUACCUUCUGGUCGCACAAGGGACCACGCCAUUGCUGCCACCGUCUUCUCGUGCAUCGCUUGUGUGGCUUAUGCCACUGAGGUUGCCUGGACCCGGGCCCGGCCCGGCGAGAUCACUGGCUACAUGGCUACGGUGCCAGGCCUGCUCAAAGUGGUUGAGACUUUCGUGGCCUGCAUCAUCUUUGCCUUCAUCAUCGACUCUCGACUGUACAAGUACAAGCCGGCCCUGGAAUGGUGCGUGGCCGUCUAUGCCAUCUGCUUCAUCUUGGCGGCCGUGGCCAUCCUGCUGAACCUGGGCGACUGCACCAACAUGCUGCCCAUCCCCUUCCCCACUUUCCUGUCUGGGCUGGCCCUGCUCUCCGUCCUCUUCUAUGCCUCUGCAAUGGUACUCUGGCCUCUCUACCAGUUCGACGAGAAGUACGGUGGCCAGCCCCAUCGAUGGAAGGAUUUAAACUGCAAAAAGAGUCACCCCUACUAUGUGUGCGACUGGGACUGCUGCCUGGCUGUGGCCAUCUUGACAGCCAUCAACCUGCUGGCGUACGUGGCCGACCUGGUGUACUCAACCCGCCUGGUCUUUGUCAGGGUCUGAGGCUCUGACCAGGAGCUCCCAAUUCCUUCCUCUCUCCACAGGUUUCUUCACUGAGUUCUGAUGUCCUCUUCCUGGCUCCCCUCUCCUCCCUUAUCUCCUUCCUCAUUCAGCUCCCUCUCUUCUGUUUCAUUCACUCCUGCUCUCCCUGGUCUUGUUUAUCAGUCUCCUCCCCUUCCUGUUUUGUUUGGUUGCCCACUUUCUGUUUUGUCUACAUUUUGCCUUUCUUUUUCCACUCUCUUUUCUACUUGGUUUGUUGUUUGGUUCUUUUCUGGCUGUCCUGUUUGUUUUCUCAUCGGCCUGUUUCCUUUUCCCAUUUUCUUUCUUUUGAUUUCCUUGCCAGCCCUGAAACCUCUUUGUCCCCCUCCCCGCCCACCUCCAAAGGUGCUGAACUCCACAUGCCACACCCCUCUUUGCAGCUGUUCAGACCCUGGGCCUCCUGAGGGGCCUCAUUGCCAAAGCAUGCCUGCUCCGCCUGGCUGUGCCUUUGUAGGUGUGUGUGUGUGUGUGUGUGUGUGUGUGUGUGUGUGUAUUUUGGGUGGGGGGAUAGCUAGGGAUUGGGUAUGUACAGUGUACCUCCCCUUUGAAUUAAAAAAAAAAAUUCCUAGAGGUCAAUCAUUUCCAGUGGGCUGGAGGCUUAACGUACAUUCCCUGGGUCCCUAGGCCCCACCUGGCACUUAGCCUCACCUGAGAUUGGCUCUAGAAUUUUUGCCAGGCUUACUAAAAACCCACUGCCUAGAGGCCAUCUUAAAGGAAGCGAGGGUGGUGGAUGCUACCCCAACUACUACUCCCUAGGGUAUUAAGAAAGGAGCCGGCAAAGAACCAUAAUGUCUUGAAAGCAACUAUCUGAAGUAUUUGUGAUGGGCAGUGAUAUGGCCCUCCAGCCUCAGUGUUUAAAAUAGCAUGUACUGCCUUUGCUGCGAGGAGAAAAUGGCCACUGCUGGCCUUAAAGGGGAUGUUAACCUGGUUUUUGUUUUUGUUUUUUCUUUUCUUUUUCCUGGUUGCUAGGGCAAACAUUACUGGGUGGACCUAUUCUUAAAGGGGACAUUUAUUUUCAAUUUUUUUUUUUAAUUUGUGGGUGGGUUGGGUAGGUGGGGAUUGCUGCUGCCAUAAUCCGAGGAAUUGCAUUGCUUGAGUGUGUGAUACACAUACACGUUUCUGUGUGCUAGUUGCUUUCUGCUGCUGCUUCCUGCUUCUCUGGGACUCACACGCAUAACAUGAUAUAUAUUUUUUUAUUUUAUUUUUUAUUCCCUGGAGCUUCUGGUUCCCAUCAGCCCCUGCUGUCAAUCAUAGAGGGAGGCCUUGUCCCUUCCCCACUACCAUACCCACGUGUCUUUUGUUUUUUGGUUUUUUUUUACCUCGAUAUAAAGAUAAAAGGAA